Messenger RNA from Macrobrachium nipponense, 1572 nucleotides. RefSeq names its product trypsin-1-like. Bases 220 to 1131 code for a protein of 303 amino acids. NCBI's taxonomy places the organism in Eukaryota, Metazoa, Arthropoda, Malacostraca, Decapoda, Palaemonidae. The record is from RefSeq and is a predicted model, not a curated record. The transcript has 7 exons. Gene Ontology annotation, molecular function: serine-type endopeptidase activity. Gene Ontology annotation, biological process: proteolysis.
CAUACACAUGCGCUAUUCGCUAUGCAUAUAUUAGUGACGGGAUGCCUCUAAAGUGUGGCCUCAAGUGUUUUAGUGGUUUUGGUCAGGUGCGCCAGAGAAGUUGAGGUGUGAAAUUAGGGAUCGCUACAACUCUCUGCCUAAACUUUCGGAUCGUCAGUGGCUUGAUACCCGCUAUUUCACUAAGCUGCUCGUGCCGUUGGUCGUCUUCAAGAAAGAGCGAUGAUGAAGUGGGUUAUCAUUUCACUCUGCCUAAAUGCGGUGGUGGACCUAGGCCAAGUCUCUGCAAGCAGAUACGAGCACAGGACGCGUGACCUCAUUCGACCCAAUCGUGACCUGGUGAGGCCCGAUCGCAUCGUUGGAGGAGAGCCCGUCAACAGGGGAGAGUUCCCGUGGCAGGUAUCCAUCCAACUGAAGUACGGCAGCGACACCCGCGGGAUGCACUUCUGCGGAGGUACCCUUGUAGGAGACUCGUGGGUCAUGACGGCUGCUCAUUGCACCAAGGACAUCGACUACAAAGACGUCGUUGUGGUGACAGGUGCUUGGGACCUGAAAGAACCCAACACCGAGUACAGAGUGUCCAAAGUCCUCGUGGCAGAUUACAACGUCCUCUCCUUGCAACACGACAUGGCUCUUCUUAAACUUGACUUAGAUCAUCCUGUGAACACGGUUUCAAGAGCAAACCAACAAGCCAUUCCAAUUGCCAUGGAAUCAAGGACCGAAGCUUCAGUAGGACAGAGGUGCGCCAUAUCGGGAUGGGGGAAGCUGCAGUCGGGAGGAAAGCUGCCCCAUGUGUUAAUGGCAGCUGAUGUCGAGGUGAAAUCUGACGCGGACUGUUCCCAAGCGUUUUCCAAUGGGAUAUUUACCGUGUUUCCCACGAACCUUUGCGCUGGAGGAGGCGAACGAGACGCUUGCCAGGGUGACUCUGGCGGACCUCUGGUGUGUUGCAACACGACUACUUCGGACGUCAGUUCCUGCAGGUUAUCUGGUGUGGUGUCGUGGGGCAUCGGCUGUGCUACCCCUGGUAUUCCUGGCGUUUAUACAGAAGUUGCCCAUUACAAGGAGUGGAUCAAAAGCGUCAUUCAAGAAGAAGACGGGGAAGAAGGCGUUAAAAGCCUCAGAUUUUUCGAGUGAAAAGUAACUCGUGGUCGUUUAGUUAGUUAUGAAUUUUGCUUCGAAGUUGACAGCUGGAGUAAGAAAUUUAUAAAUUGUAGCCUCUCCAUUUCAGAAAUUAGUUUUUAUUGUAAUUUUUUUCAUGUUUGUAGACUUAGAGAUCCAGAUUAACUCCUAAUGCAUUGUACUGUGUCAAACUUAUGCGACAUCACAGUUUCUGAAAAUUGUCUAAAUUUUUACCAGCUUAGUUUCAUUUGAUAGGCAGUGAUCAUGUACUUGAAUUUUUUGCAUAAAUCACUAGUCCUCGUGAAUCAAUUGCUCUACACUUUUCAUAACCAUAAAAACUAUUAUCUCACAAGCAAACGAAUGAAAAUCUAAAUGUUAAAAAUUGUUGAUAGGGCUAAAAAUUAUACGCUAUUUGAUUUGUGCUUUUACUAACUGACCACAUGACAUACCAUCGUA